Messenger RNA from Aegilops tauschii subsp. strangulata, 3440 nucleotides. RefSeq names its product cellulose synthase A catalytic subunit 7 [UDP-forming]. Gene Ontology annotation, biological process: cellulose biosynthetic process. Gene Ontology annotation, molecular function: cellulose synthase (UDP-forming) activity. The record is from RefSeq and is a predicted model, not a curated record. Gene Ontology annotation, cellular component: membrane. NCBI's taxonomy places the organism in Eukaryota, Viridiplantae, Streptophyta, Magnoliopsida, Poales, Poaceae.
CUAAGCUAUAUCACCUGCUAGCCUCCUCCAUGUCCCUUCACGGAUACCUCACCCCUCCUCCACCAGAUCAUCACCGCCACCGCCACCUUGCGCGGCACCGUCGCAGUGUCGCGCACCAGCCAUGGACACCGGCGAGCCCAAGGCCAAGGCCGCCAAGGUGUGCCGCGCGUGCGGCGACGAUGUUGGGACGCGGGAGGACGGCAGCCCCUUCGUGGCCUGCGCCGAGUGCGGGUUCCCCGUGUGCCGGCCGUGCUACGAGUACGAGCGCAGCGACGGCACGCAGUGCUGCCCCCAGUGCAACACCCGCUACAAGCGCCACAAAGGGUGCCCGAGGGUGGAAGGGGACGAAGAGGACGGCGACAUGGACGACCUAGAAGACGAGUUCCAGGUCAAGAGCCCCAAGAAGCCUCACGAGCCUGUCCCGUUCGACGUGUACUCGGAGAACGGCGAGCAGCCGCCGCAGAAGUGGCGCUCCGGUGGACCGGCGAUGUCCUCCUUCGGCGGAAGCGUUGCUGGCAAGGAGCUUGAGGCGGAGCGGGAGAUGGAGGGGAGCAUGGAGUGGAAGGAGAGGAUCGACAAGUGGAAGACCAAGCAGGAGAAGAGGGGCAAGCUCAACCGAGACAACAGUGACGACGACGACGACGACGACAAGAACGACGACGAGUACAUGCUGCUCGCGGAGGCGCGUCAGCCGCUGUGGCGCAAGCUUCCGGUGCCGUCGAGCCAGAUCAACCCGUACCGCAUCGUCAUCGUGCUCCGCCUGGUGGUGCUCUGCUUCUUCCUCCGCUUCCGGAUCAUGACGCCGGCCAACGACGCCAUCCCGCUGUGGCUGGUGUCCGUCAUCUGCGAGCUCUGGUUCGCGCUCUCCUGGAUCCUGGACCAGCUGCCCAAGUGGUCGCCGGUGACCCGGGAGACGUACCUGGACCGCCUCGCCCUCCGGUACGACCGCGAGGGCGAGCCGUCCCGGCUGUCCCCCAUCGACUUCUUCGUGAGCACGGUGGACCCGCUCAAGGAGCCCCCCAUCAUCACCGCCAACACCGUCCUCUCCAUCCUCGCCGUGGACUACCCCGUGGACCGCAACAGCUGCUACGUCUCCGACGACGGCGCCUCUAUGCUCUGCUUCGACACCCUCUCCGAGACGGCCGAGUUCGCGCGCCGCUGGGUGCCCUUCUGCAAGAAGUUCGCCAUCGAGCCGCGCGCCCCCGAGUUCUACUUCUCCCAGAAGAUCGACUACCUCAAGGACAAGGUGCAGCCGACGUUCGUCAAGGAGCGGCGCGCCAUGAAGCGCGAGUACGAGGAGUUCAAGGUGCGGAUCAACGGCCUGGUGGCCAAGGCCGAGAAGAAGCCCGAGGAAGGGUGGGUGAUGCAGGACGGCACGCCGUGGCCCGGGAACAACACCAGGGACCACCCCGGCAUGAUCCAGGUCUACCUGGGCAGCCAGGGCGCGCUGGACGUGGAGGGCCACGAGCUGCCCCGGCUGGUGUACGUCUCCCGUGAGAAGCGGCCCGGCCACAACCACCACAAGAAGGCCGGCGCCAUGAACGCGCUGGUGCGGGUGUCGGCGGUGCUCACCAACGCGCCCUUCAUCCUCAACCUCGACUGCGACCACUACGUGAACAACAGCAAGGCCGUCCGCGAGGCCAUGUGCUUCCUCAUGGACCCGCAGCUCGGCAAGAAGCUCUGCUACGUCCAGUUCCCGCAGCGCUUCGACGGCAUCGACCUCCACGAUCGUUACGCCAACCGCAACGUCGUCUUCUUCGACAUCAACAUGAAGGGGCUGGACGGCAUUCAGGGCCCGGUGUACGUGGGCACGGGGUGCGUGUUCAACAGGCAGGCGCUGUACGGGUACGACCCGCCGCGGCCGGAGAAGAGGCCCAAGAUGACGUGCGACUGCUGGCCCUCGUGGUGCUGCUGCUGCUGCUGCUUCGGCGGAGGGAAGCACCGCAAGUCGAGCAAGGACAAGAAGGGCGGCGGCGGCGGCGACGAUGAGCCGCGCCGCGGGCUCCUGGGGUUCUACAAGAAGCGGGGCAAGAAGGAUAAGCUCGGCGGCGGGCCGAAGAAGGGGUCGUACCGGAAGCAGCAGCGCGGGUACGAGCUGGAGGAGAUCGAGGAGGGGAUAGAGGGGUACGACGAGCUGGAGCGCUCGUCGCUCAUGUCGCAGAAGAGCUUCCAGAAGCGGUUCGGGCAGUCGCCGGUGUUCAUCGCCUCCACGCUCGUCGAGGACGGAGGACUGCCGCAGGGCGCCGCCGCAGACCCCGCCGGACUCAUCAAGGAAGCCAUCCACGUCAUCAGCUGUGGGUACGAGGAGAAGACCGAGUGGGGCAAAGAGAUUGGGUGGAUCUACGGGUCAGUGACAGAGGACAUCCUGACGGGGUUCAAGAUGCACUGCCGCGGGUGGAAGUCCGUCUACUGCACGCCCACGCGCCCAGCGUUCAAGGGGUCGGCGCCCAUCAACUUGUCGGACAGGCUUCACCAGGUGCUCCGGUGGGCGCUCGGCUCCGUCGAGAUCUUCAUGAGUCGCCACUGCCCGCUCUGGUACGCCUACGGCGGCCGUCUCAAGUGGCUCGAGCGCUUCGCCUACACCAACACCAUCGUCUACCCCUUCACCUCCAUUCCCCUCAUCGCCUACUGCACCAUCCCCGCCGUCUGCCUCCUCACCGGCAAAUUCAUCAUCCCCACGCUCAACAACCUGGCGAGCAUCUGGUUCAUCGCCCUGUUCAUGUCCAUCAUCGCGACGGGGGUGCUGGAGCUGCGGUGGAGCGGGGUGAGCAUCGAGGACUGGUGGCGUAACGAGCAGUUCUGGGUCAUCGGCGGCGUGUCGGCGCACCUGUUCGCCGUCUUCCAGGGCUUCCUCAAGGUGCUGGGCGGCGUGGACACCAACUUCACCGUCACCUCCAAGGCGGGCGCCGACGAGGCCGACGCCUUCGGCGACCUCUACCUCUUCAAGUGGACGACCCUGCUGAUCCCGCCCACCACGCUCAUCAUCAUCAACAUGGUCGGCAUCGUCGCCGGCGUCUCCGACGCCGUCAACAACGGGUACGGGUCAUGGGGCCCGCUCUUUGGGAAGCUCUUCUUCUCCUUCUGGGUCAUCGUCCACCUCUACCCGUUCCUCAAGGGGCUCAUGGGGAGGCAGAACCGGACACCCACCAUCGUUGUGCUCUGGUCUGUCCUGCUCGCGUCCAUCUUUUCCCUUGUGUGGGUCAGGAUCGACCCCUUCAUUGCCAAGCCCAAGGGGCCCAUCCUUAAGCCGUGUGGAGUACAGUGCUGAUUGACCUUAGUUGUCAAUGGCUUGCACACAUUGCACCUUUGGGGCGGUUCAUAUUUGACUUGCUUAUUUUGUACAAGUUUUGCAAGCGAGAUAAAGUGUUGAUUCAGGGGGUUUCAAGUUGUAAGAAUUUGUUCAGGACAUUAUAUUCGAAUGGAAGGACACUGUUUCUGCA